Salvia miltiorrhiza (redroot sage) is the source of this 2334-nucleotide messenger RNA. RefSeq names its product IAA-amino acid hydrolase ILR1-like 4. The transcript is spliced from 4 exons. NCBI's taxonomy places the organism in Eukaryota, Viridiplantae, Streptophyta, Magnoliopsida, Lamiales, Lamiaceae. Gene Ontology annotation, biological process: auxin metabolic process. Bases 207 to 1592 code for a protein of 461 amino acids. Gene Ontology annotation, molecular function: IAA-Ala conjugate hydrolase activity. Gene Ontology annotation, cellular component: endoplasmic reticulum. The record is from RefSeq and is a predicted model, not a curated record.
ACUUUUUUAUGCAAUUGCCAAUUGGUGUCUACAUCUCAUUCGCUUUGCCGUUUGAUAGCAGCGAAUACAAGCAGAAGAAAAAACACUAUCUUUCACCUCAAAAUCUGAUUUUUUUAUACUGGGAUUGAAAAAUCUGUUGUAGAUGCCCGAAACAAUUUUAGAUUAAGAGAAAAAUCGGGAAGGGGGGACAGAGAAUUCAAGAACUCAUGAGUUGUUCAAAGCUGCUAUUCUUAUUUUUCAUCCAGUUGUUUUUAUGCAAACCCAUUUUUGCAGAAAAGAUUUUGAGCCCAGAAGAGCUGUCUGAAAUCCCCAAGAAUUUCCUCAACUUCGCCAAGAAAGAUGAGGUUUUUGAUUGGAUGGUGGGGAUUAGGAGAAAGAUACACGAGAAUCCUGAGCUGGGAUAUGAAGAAUUUGAGACGAGCAAACUAGUGAGAGAGGAGUUGGAUAAGAUGGGGAUUCCGUACAAGUACCCUUUUGCGAUUACUGGUGUGGUUGGAUAUAUUGGCACAGGGGAGCCUCCGUUUGUUGCAAUCAGAGCAGAUAUGGAUGCCCUUUCCUUACAGGAAAUGGUGGAAUGGGACCACAAGAGUAAGAACCAUGGGAAGAUGCAUGCCUGUGGGCAUGAUGCUCAUGUUGCAAUGCUUCUUGGUGCAGCUAAGAUACUUCGAGAGCACCUCCACCUUCUAAAGGGAACAGCUGUGCUCGUUUUCCAGCCUGCAGAGGAAGGGGGUGGAGGGGCAAAGAAGAUGAUAGAAGGUGGAGCACUUGAGAAUGUCGAGGCAAUCUUUGGCAUCCAUUCGAGUACUUUCUUGCCACCAGGUGAGGUCUCGACUAGAUCCGGUCCUCUCCUGGCAGGGAGUGGCUUCUUUGAAGCUGUAAUAAGUGGGAGAGGUGGGCAUGCAGCCAUUCCUCAGCACUCGAUAGAUCCAAUAUUAGCUGCAUCAAACGUGAUUGUCAGUUUACAGCACCUUGUCUCCCGAGAAGCUGAUCCUCUCGACUCUCAGGUAGUCACAGUUGCUAAGUUUCAAGGCGGUGACGCAUUUAAUGUCAUCCCGGAUUCUGUUACAAUCGGUGGCACUUUUCGCGCCUUCUCCAGCAAGAGCUUGCUGCAUCUUAAGCAGCGAAUAGAACAGGUAACGAUGCUGGAAAUCUUGAACUGGUCCUUCGUAUUUCUUCACGAUCAAUGCUCGUUUAGAUACGUUGAGUUAGUUGUGAUUCGCUUAGCCUACUCCACAUUUGGAACGAAACAAAAAUCCUCUUUUCAUCGGACAUAUUGUGCCGUUCCCUCUCAUGAUCGCGGCCAGCUGUCAAUUUCUGCCUGGCCCAGCCUGGCACAGCAAGGCACGGUGGAGCGCCUGAUUUCAGGCUGGGCUGAGGUGCAAAUAUUCUGCCCUGAAAAAUUUCAACCCGGCUCAGUCCGAGAGGCCGAUUUAGCCCGAGAAAACUGGCCGGCCGGGAAUCCCUAUAGACGAAAUGCCUUUUUGGGCCGGGCCAGGCUAGAAUCAAGGUGGUCCGAAAAUUUUUCAGCCCGGUGGACUCGGACCGACCCGGCCACUUUGAUGGCUUUAGUUUUGAGCGUAUACUUUGUGUGAUAGAUUUGAUUGACAACACAUAUGACUGAGUAUGUGAAGGAUUAGAUGAUCAAAGAGGCUUAAGUUUGUUUAAUUCUAAGCCAUCACCCAAAGUAAACACGUUUUCGACUAAGCUUUGAUCUGUUCGCAGGUCAUCCUAGGGCAAGCCGCGGUGCAACGAUGCACCGCAACUGUCAAUUUCGAAGCAGAAAACAAGAUCUUCUUCCCUCCUACCGUGAACAACAACGACUUGCACGAGCUCGUUCAGACAGUUGCAGGCGACAUGCUUGGCGCUGCCGGAGUCAAAGGAAUGCAGCCGUUGAUGGGGUCGGAGGACUUUUCGUUCUAUCAAGAGACCAUCCCCGGCUACUUCCUCUUUGUCGGGAUGAAAGACGAGACGCUGGAGCAGCCAACCUUUCAUCACUCACCAUAUUUCACCAUCAACGAAGAUGGCCUCGCCGUGGGCGCUGCACUUCAUGCGUCAUUAGUCGUUCGGUACAUCUCCGAUGGCCGGAUGGGAGAUCCGGUCGAUCACCGUCGUCGUCAUGAUGAACUGUGAAUAUGAUGGUGGGUUGAUGUGCUCAAAUUUCAGUGGAAAUUGGCUGCAUAUGAAGCAAAUACUGCUUUAGUGGCGAGACAUACCAACCAAAUCUUGGAUUGGGUUUUUGGGUGUCACAUUACCUUUCAAAUGUACAUUUUUCAUUGAUAGAAAUAUAGUUUGGUUCCAAAAUACUUCAAUAAUAAUUAGGACAAUGUUCGAUUA